AGCCCACCUGUGGGUGAGGGGUGAGUGACCCUGGUUAGGUGCCCCUGGCCGCUCCUGCUCACACAGCACCACUUGUCCGUGCCCGCCUUACGGGCGGCGCCCUUUCGUAGACGAGGAGCUGGAGGCCGCCGGGCCAGUCUAAGGGAGCCCUGGAGGGUCAGGGACCUGGCGCUGCAGGACUUGCUGAGACGCAAGCAGCGAGGCUCCCCGCCCAGCCACCGGCAGGGAACCAACGCCGGAUCGCGCCUCCGCCUCAGCUCCAGGGCGGGGCCGGGCAGGGCGGGGACUCGGCCGCCAGUGCUCAGUGCCCUGCGGAGAGCGAGCUUCUGAGACAGUAGCCAUGGCUCCACCCUGGGUGCCCGCUGUGGGCCUCACGCUCCUGCCCAACCUGGGCGGCUUCGUGGGGUCCUACUUCGUCCGUGGUGAGAGCCUCCGCUGGUACGCCACCCUGCAGAAGCCCUCGUGGCACCCGCCGCGCUGGGCGCUGGCUCCUGUCUGGGGCACGCUGUACUCAGCCAUGGGGUAUGGAUCCUACCUGGUCUGGGAGGAGCUGGGGGGCUUCACGGAGGAGGCUGUGGCUCCCCUGGGCCUCUAUGCAGGGCAGCUGGCCCUGAACUGGGCGUGGCCUCCCAUCUUCUUCGGUGCCCGGCAGAUGGGUUGGGCCCUGGUGGACCUCCUGCUCGUCAGCGGGGCAGCAACAGCCACAGCUGUGGCCUGGCACCGCGUGAGCCCACUAGCCGCCCGCCUGCUCUACCCCUACCUGGCCUGGCUGGCCUUCGCGACUGCACUCAACUACCGCGUAUGGCGGGAUAACCAUGGCCGUGGUGGCCGGCAGGUCCCGGAGUGAGGGUGCCUGGGCUGCCGAGGACUGUGGCCGGGGCCAGGCAGGCGUUCUUGGUGUGGUGCCACUGGGUCUGUUGUGGACUCGGCCCAGGGGUCAGCAGCGGCUCAGGUGACCCAGGCCGAGCCCCACGUGGGAAUGGUGUCCUGUGCUUCUUCUGCAAGGCCUGCACCCAGCUCUGGGAGCACAGCAUUUUGUAACCAAAUAAAAUCCUGACCUCC
Messenger RNA from Fukomys damarensis (Damara mole-rat), 1062 nucleotides. RefSeq names its product translocator protein (gene Tspo). Bases 341 to 847 code for a protein of 168 amino acids. Lineage: Eukaryota; Metazoa; Chordata; Mammalia; Rodentia; Bathyergidae. Gene Ontology annotation, molecular function: cholesterol binding. The transcript has 4 exons. The record is from RefSeq and is a predicted model, not a curated record. Gene Ontology annotation, cellular component: membrane; endoplasmic reticulum.